Molecule: messenger RNA, 1770 nt
Organism: Rotaria sp. Silwood2
Lineage: Eukaryota; Metazoa; Rotifera; Eurotatoria; Philodinida; Philodinidae
Source: the annotation of a GenBank genome assembly
AUGGUUAAACUAACAUUAUCAAAACCUAAUCCAUGUGGAUUUCAAUCAUGUCGUAAUGGUGGUACAUGCCAAGUAGCAAUGAAUGGAUAUAUUUGUUUAUGUCCAGCUUAUUAUGUUGGUGUUAAUUGUGAAUAUAUUAAUCCAUGCGUAUUAAUUGGAGCACCUUCAUCAUGUCAGUCACUAUUAACCCCUUCAGGAAAUUAUACAUGUUCAUGUCCAACAAAUCCACUAUGUUUAACAAAAUAUUCAUUCAAUUCUGGUCUUGCUUAUCGUUGUAUAUGUUAUCCAAAUUAUUUAGGUGUACAAUGUAAUUUACCAGAUCCGUGUGCUUUAAAUAUAUGUUAUAAUGGAGGUCAAUGUAUAGCCAUAGUAAACAGUGAUAGCACACAAGUUACUCAAUCAUGUCAAUGUUCAUCUUCUCAAUAUUUUAUUGGUUCAUUUUGUGAACAUUAUAAUCCAUGUGUAUCAUCACCUUGUAUGAAUGGUGCAACAUGUACAUCUUAUGUUAAUAUAACAUGUUUUUAUCGUUGUGUUUGUCCAAUGGGUUAUUCAGGUGAACGAUGUCAAUAUUCGAUAGCACAAAUUCGUUGUGAAUCUGUAAAUAUACCAAAUAAUUGUCGUAAUGGUGGUACUUGUAUGUUAAUUGGUAUGAGUACACAAUGUUUUUGUACAUCAAUGUAUACAGGUACAUUAUGUGAAAAUAUAGCUGAUGUUUGUAGUUUACGUGUAUGUCAGAAUGGUGGAACAUGUUUAAUUGUAAAUGGUACAAAUGUUAGAUGUCAAUGUUUACCAUCAUUUCAAGGUACAUAUUGUGAAUAUUCAACAGAUCCAUGUUCAGUUCAACCAUGUCUUCAUGGUGGACAAUGUAUAGCAUCAUUUUUAACAUUUACAUGUAAUUGUGCACAAACAAUGUAUACAGGACCAAGAUGUGAAACAUUAAUUUCAUCACCAUGUAUAACAAAUCCAUGUUUAAAUGGUGGUACAUGUCAAGUAGUAGGUUCAUCAUAUGUUUGUGUAUGUCAAACACCUUUUACUGGUUUAACAUGUGCACAAUCAAUAAAUAUUUGUGCAACAGUUCAAUGUCUUAAUAGUGGUACUUGUUUAGAUUAUGGUACCUUUGCUUUAUGUAAUUGUUUAAUAAGUUACACUGGUGAUCGUUGUCAAUAUGUAAAUCUAUGUUAUCCAAAUUCUCUAUGUUUAAAUGGCGGAACAUGCAUAUCUGUAUUGAAUAGUUUUUCAUGUCAAUGCCCAGUUGGUCUAACAGGUACAACAUGUCAAUUAUUAUCUGAUAAUCCAUGUGCUGGUGGUGAUUAUCGGUGUUUAAAUGGUGGAACAUGUAUAAUAUUAUCCGGUACAUCACAAGCCAGUUGUUCAUGUCCAAUAAAUUUUACUGGUCAACAAUGUGAACAUGUUGUAUCAUCUGUAUCUAUUACAACAAUAACAACAACACUAUCUUCAUCGAUUUUAACGAUUAUUUCUGAAUCAUCACCAUCAUCAUCAAUGAUUAUUAGAACAACAUCAUCAAAUUAUUUAAAUAUAACAAGUGCACCAUAUGCAUGUGAUGAUAUAUCACUUGCUUGUCUCGCUUAUAGUGCUUAUUGUGCUCGUGAAAUUGAAUUUUCUGGUAUUCCAUGUCGAGUUCUAUGUCCAAGAACUUGUAAUACUUGUUGCGAUGAUUUUUAUAUCGAUGGUACGUGUUCAUUAGAAAAAUGUCAACUUAAUCCUCAACUUGCACGUUACUGUCGAAAAUCGUGUAUCUGCAAAACAUGA